AUGCCGUCUACUUUCUCCCGCCGUUUCUCCAUGGCGUCCUACUCUACGAACGCCGCAGGUGGCAUUGACGCUGCUGUUAGCGAGAAGGAUACAGAGCUGUACCCAGCACGUCCUCGCCAUCGCAAGGGCAACACUCAGGACCACAUCGACAUGCAACGAAUGGGCAAGCGUCAAGAACUCAACCGCAAAUUCCAGUUCCUCUCUACCGUCGGCUUCGCUUCGUAUGUGCUGGGCACGUAG
Saxophila tyrrhenica is the source of this 240-nucleotide messenger RNA. RefSeq lists its product as uncharacterized. The coding region runs from base 1 to 240 and encodes 79 amino acids. Lineage: Eukaryota; Fungi; Ascomycota; Dothideomycetes; Mycosphaerellales; Extremaceae. The transcript is spliced from 2 exons. The record is from RefSeq and is a predicted model, not a curated record.